Messenger RNA from Cornus florida, 1474 nucleotides. Its product is annotated as dof zinc finger protein DOF4.6-like. The coding region runs from base 194 to 1138 and encodes 314 amino acids. The transcript has 3 exons. Gene Ontology annotation, molecular function: DNA-binding transcription factor activity; DNA binding. Gene Ontology annotation, biological process: regulation of DNA-templated transcription. The record is from RefSeq and is a predicted model, not a curated record. NCBI's taxonomy places the organism in Eukaryota, Viridiplantae, Streptophyta, Magnoliopsida, Cornales, Cornaceae.
ACACACACACUCACUCACUCACAUAGUUACAUACAUACAGUCAAACACACACAUAAAGCACCUAGAACAUCCCACACAGACCAUCUCAAACAUUCCUUUAUCUUCUUUCAAGACCAGUUGCACUGAACGAGGCGAUCUUCUCUUCUGAGGAUUAAUUCCGUUUUUCUUUCUCAUAAUUAGCGUUUCUUCAUCCAUGGAUACUGCUCAAUGGCCACAGGAGAUAGUGGUGAAACCAAUGGAAGAGAUAGUACCAAAUACAUGCCCAAAGCCAUCCUCUUCCUUAGAGAGGAAGGUUAGGCCUCAAAAAGAACAAGCCUUGAACUGUCCAAGGUGCAAUUCAACCAACACCAAGUUUUGCUACUACAACAACUACAGUCUCACACAGCCAAGAUAUUUUUGCAAGACUUGUAGAAGGUAUUGGACUGAAGGUGGUUCUCUUAGAAACAUCCCUGUUGGUGGUGGUUCAAGGAAGAACAAGAGAUCUUCUUCAUCUAAUAAUAAUUCUUCAUCAACAACAUCAACAUCCUCAGCUUCAGCUUCAUUAAAGAAGCUACCUGAUCUGGUCCCACCAACAACUUGUUCACAAUCUUCUAAUUCCCUUCAAAACCCUAAGAUCCAUGAAGCCCAUGACCUCAACCUGUCUUUCCCAUCCACUCAUCAUGAUUUCAAAACCAUCUCUGAACUCAUCCAAGUCCCCAACUUUGAUCACAACAACAACAACAAGAACCACAAUAUGCCUUCUUCUACUUCUUCAAAUUCAUCUCAUCACCUUUCAGCUCUAGAGCUUCUCACUGGGAUCAGUUCAAGGGGAUUUACUUCCUUCAUGCCGAUGCCGGUUUCGGAUCCAAACUCAAUCUACUCAUCUGGAUUUUCCCUGCAGGAAUUCAAACCAACCCUUAAUUUUUCACUGGAUCAUGGGCUUGGAAGCAAUGGUACUGCUGGCUAUGGAAAUCAUCUCCAAGCGGUGCAAGAGACUAGUACUGGGAAGCUUUUGUUUCCAUUUGAGGAUUUGAAACAAGUGUCAAACACAAAUGGUAUUGAUCAGCAAAAUAGAGAGCAAGCAGAUUCAAAUGGGUAUUGGAAUGGAAUGUUUAGUGGUGGAUCAUGUUUGGAUCAUCAUGGUUGGUGGGAAAUUUGAAGCUCAUUUUAGGUUGGCUUCAGAGAAAAGAUGACUUGGGAUACUAUAUAAUGCAUCAUACAAAGCAGAGAGACCAAGAAAAAGCCCAGAUUUUGAAGGGAAACUACAAGAGCCCGGGGCUAGCUUGCACCAUGCCUGCACCAUGCCCUAGACUGCUAUUUAUCAAACUAGUGUAUGUCAAUGGUUGGUCUUGGUGGUACAAAGAAUAAUGUAUAAUGAGGAAUAUUUAUGUGGAUGACACAUUAGUGUAAUUAAUUAUCUUCUUUUUGUUUGACAAACAAAUAUGUUAUUGUUAAUUUUAUCAAAUUAAAUCAAAAUGAGUGGGGGGGUAUUCAA